This is a messenger RNA of Daucus carota subsp. sativus, 939 nucleotides long. RefSeq lists its product as uncharacterized. The transcript is spliced from 5 exons. The record is from RefSeq and is a predicted model, not a curated record. The coding region runs from base 110 to 637 and encodes 175 amino acids. NCBI's taxonomy places the organism in Eukaryota, Viridiplantae, Streptophyta, Magnoliopsida, Apiales, Apiaceae.
AAUUGGAACGUGGACACGGGUAAAUGCAAUAAUGAUAGACAUACAAUAAUAGAUAGAGAGUUAAAACAACACUUGUCUGCUCCUAAAGUAAUUAUCAAGAAUAGCUAAAAUGGAAAUAGUGUCCGAAGAAGAAGUGGUGUUGCAGUGGUCGGAGAUUAAGCUCCCGUCCCUCGGAGCUGAGCCGGAGCUAGAGAGAGAAACAGGCGAGCGCCGCCGUGGCAGAGACAUACUUAUUGCCAUAGAUCAUGGUCCCAAUAGUAAACACGCUUUUGAUUGGGCUAUUGUUCAUCUCUGUCGUCUCGCUGAUACCAUUCAUCUUGUUCACGCUGUUUCUAACUUGAAGAACGAGAUUGUGUAUGUAGCGACUCAAACUCUUAUGGAGAAGCUUGCUGUUGAGGCUAUGGAGGUUGCUAUGGUGGAAACAAAGGCUCGCAUUGUGGAGGGAGAUGCAGGCAAAGCAAUUUGCAAAGAAGCAGAAAGGUUGAAGCCAGCAGCUGUUGUUCUAGGCACCAGAGGCAGAAGCUUAUUACGAAGUGUUGUGCAGGGAAGCGUGAGUGAGCACUGUUUUCAUCAUUGUAAAUCAGCCCCCGUCAUUAUUGUUCCUGGAAAAGAAGCUGGUGAAGAAUCUGUUAUUUAAUUGAAUCCUGAGCAAUAUGGAUGUUAUUUGAAGAAUUGACAAGUCUUCAUCUCUUUAACAUUGUGUCUGGAUGUAGUAAGCUGUGGUAGCUGUUUUGGGUCCCAUGGGGAUGACAGGUUUGCUUCAAGGCAAUGGACAUUUAUCGUUUAGAAAACAAACCAUUAUUGAUUUUUUUCAUGGAUGUUAUUUGUUUGUUUAAUAUAUUUUGUUGCUUUUAAAAUCUUGUUGCACAUUCUAUGUGUAAUUAAGUAUGUAAGAAAAAGUUUAAAACCUCUAAUUUAGUUGUAUUGCUAUUUUGGCCA